Molecule: messenger RNA, 3553 nt
Organism: Trichomycterus rosablanca
Lineage: Eukaryota; Metazoa; Chordata; Actinopteri; Siluriformes; Trichomycteridae
Product: ethanolamine-phosphate cytidylyltransferase-like
Exons: 13
Coding region: 235-1449 (404 amino acids)
Biological process (GO): phosphatidylethanolamine biosynthetic process
Cellular component (GO): cytoplasm
Molecular function (GO): ethanolamine-phosphate cytidylyltransferase activity
Source: RefSeq, a predicted model, not a curated record
UCUGCUGAGUGGAAGCGCUCAUCGUACGAUUCUGUUCCCUCGUGACGUCAUUUCCCCGGUACAAAGGAGGCGUCGCCGGUGGGUCCGGAACGCCGCUGUAAUGUUAAAUCCGCUGCUGUGGUCCAGUAGGACACCCCAGCCUGCUCACCGUGGCGUAUUCGGCUAGUUCAGCCGUUUUCUCCAGCGUACGCUUUUCAGUACAGAAGCUCUAGAAGAUCAGCUGCUGGGUGGAGGAUGAUAAAGAACGGUCAUCAUGAGGCGAUGGAACCGGGCGCGGAGGCGCAGGCGCCGGCUGAGAAGAAGUCGGUGUCGGUGUCCUGCAGUCCUGAGAAGAGGAGACGGACCGUGCGAGUGUGGUGUGAUGGCUGCUAUGACAUGGUCCAUUAUGGACAUUCCAACCAGCUACGACAAGCCAAGGCUAUGGGGGAUUAUCUUAUAGUUGGAGUGCAUACAGAUGAGGAGAUCUCGAAGCACAAAGGCCCCCCUGUCUUUACCCAGGCCGAGAGGUACAAGAUGGUGCGCGCUAUCAAAUGGGUGGAUGAGAUAGUAGAGGGUGCCCCCUACGUCACUACUCUGGAGACUCUGGACAAAUACAGCUGUGAUUUCUGUGUACAUGGAGAUGACAUCACGCUGACAGUGGAUGGAAAGGACACAUACGAAGAGGUGAAAAAGUCCGGCAGAUAUAGAGAGUGUAAAAGGACGCAGGGAGUCUCCACCACAGAUCUGGUAGGUCGGAUGCUGCUGAUGACCAAAGCUCACCACAGCAAUAUGGGCAGUUCAGAUUAUCAACAACAUACAGACAACUUUGGAAGGGGUCCAAAAGGCCACAGUCCAUGGACAGGAGUGUCCCAGUUUCUCCAGACAUCCCAAAAAAUCAUCCAGUUUGCCUCUGGGAAGGAGCCGCAGCCAGAGGACACAAUUAUUUACGUAGCUGGAGCCUUUGAUCUCUUUCAUAUUGGCCAUGUGGAUUUUCUGGAGGCAGUGUACAAGCUUUCAGAUAAGCCGUAUGUUAUCAUAGGAUUACAUUUUGAUCAGGAAGUAAAUCGGUACAAAGGGAAGAAUUAUCCAAUCAUGAACAUUCAUGAGAGAACACUGAGUGUUCUGGCCUGCCGGUAUGUCUCUGAAGUUGUGAUUGGAGCUCCAUACACAGUUUCAAAAGAUCUGUUGGACCAUUUCAAGGUGGACAUUGUUUGUCAUGGCAAGACUUUGGUGUUUCCAGACAGAGAUGGCUCAGACCCCUAUGCUGUGCCCAGGGAAAAAGGCAUACUACGACUUGUGGACAGCAGAAAUAGUCUAACCACAGACAACAUUGUGCAGAGGAUAAUUAAAAAUAGGCUGCUGUUUGAGGCCAGGAACCAGAAGAAGGAGGCCAAGGAGAUGGCAGUGAUUCAGGCCAUGAAGAAACGAGAAGAGGAGAAGGCUAAAGAGAGAUCUCAGGCUGUGCUGUAGGAAAGCUUGGUUUCUGGUACAAACAGCUCUGAUCAAAGACUGUCAAGAAGCUCAAAUCCUCCUGUCCUCAUACACUCUUUUAUGCUGGCGUAGAUCCAGUACUGUGUGUGAACCACCAGCAACUGUGACAAUACUAACCUUUAGGCUGGGAUUAAACUUGCUGUAAACUAUGCAAACCUGUACACUUGAUGGCUACCACGUGUUCAGCAUGUUGUUUGCAUGUGCCUUCAGAAAUGAAAGCGUAGUGUGCAGCAGUGCUGUACCUGUAUUUAUAGUGGUGCCAAUUUAACAAGGUGAGAAGGGGCUCAGCAAGUCUAAACAAACUACAUACUGACCUAAAUAGCCUGCAUUAUUAUUUUUUUUAUUUGACAUAACCUAUGAGAAAUUUAAAGAAAAACAAACAGCUUUUUGUGUUUGUAUAACUGACUAUACUGCUAAAUUGAUUUAGUUUAAUGGUAUUACAACACAGCUUAUGCUUUUUUGUAUCCUCCAUGCGCACAAAAGGAGGAGAUGGAUAUUUUUACAGAAUGUGCACUCGCUUGCUUAGUCACAUGGCAAGUAUAAUCCCAGCCUUAGCACUACUGAAUCCUGCGUGCACUGCACAUCGGUUUUGCUAGAAGCGUGUCAGGAGAUGUCUUACUAAAACCCAUAGGUUUUUCCAUUGAGUGGUGUUCGCUAGCACCAGUGCUAAGUGUUAGCAAGACUUGAAAAAAUGCCCACUUAGCCAUGGGUCAGACUUUGAAUAUAGUGUAUCCCAAGUACUAGAGUUCUUACUAGAAUUCAUUUAGAGGAGUAAUCAUUUCUGCAUUAAUUACUCAAAAAGCAGCACCCAAACCAUAAUCUUCACGCUGAUUUGCAGUUGGGUCUGAAGCUUUGACAUUAUAAGCCUGUAUUUGAGGGGCAGAGCACCUCUACCACCCAGACCUUCAGUGUCGUAUCAGUAAUUUGGAAUAUUUUAAUUGUUAUGAAUUCUGAUUUGGUUUUUGGCCAGUAAUUUAGACUUUUAAACUUCCCUUAUUAUAGACAUUUAAAAUUUUUUAGGAAUAAUGUCUUCACACCAUAUUUUAUAAGUAAUUACUGCAGAAUUGAAUCAUUAAAUUCAUUUGAUGCGCUAACAGACUUUUAUUGCAACUAUAUAGUAUUCUAUAUUAGUGUGUUUCAGACUGACUUCUAACAGAGAAAACAAGACGUGUGUGUGUGUGCAUAUAGAGGUUAUUUUCUCAUCAACAAUGGGGUACAAAUACAUCUAAUAAUCUGGAUCAGUCAUCUCCCCACAUUUGCUCCCAUUAUGUAAAUAUGUAUUGUAUGUAAGAUGAAUCUAUUAUAAUUUACUGAUCUCUUUAUCUAUAUCAGAUUUGAAUAAGCUAUGUUUAAGAGUUUUUAUGUGUAUGAACCAAUGUAACAAAUGUAAGACCAUUAUCUAAAUACAGAGAGUGCAUUUUAGACUUGAAGAAUUUUAAUCUGUAACACAUUAAUGGCACAGAACCCGUAUAAGGUACAGGAACAUGUUUUAGGAUCAAAGUGAUGUCCACUCUGCCCUGUUAUUUCUCUCUUGUUCCAUUUACUCACAAAUAGCCUAAAUUGUUGAAAUUAAAUUGUUGAAUCAUAUGGAGGCUUAGAGCCUUUUCUUUUACUGAUCUUUGUUUAUAUUGAUCUAAAUAACAAGAAAACAGACAAAAGACAAAAAACCCAAUUGCUAAAGUAUAAUAAUAUUAAAUCAUUACUUUAGAAGAAAUAGCACAACACAACAUAAACUCUGGAAUCUACAGUUGACACCAAAAGUUUAUGAUCAGCAACAAACUUUAUUCAAUAUUGUUUUGAAGCAAUGUAAAGCUGAACUGACUGUGAACUGUGGACCCAUGUUCCAACAAUUUCCACAAGUAUGAGUUUUAAUUAUUAAGUCACUGAAAAGAUAUACCCAUACAAGUUUACGUAAACCUUUGAAUUUGCAUGUCACUUGAUGAUGGUUUAGCCUAUAAGCUAUUCUGGGAACACGAGAGAUUUACAGGACUUAACUGAUUUCAGAAAUUGAGAACAUUGCAAAUUAAAAAGUAGUGAUGCAUUAACAGUGAUGGGUUUUUUAAAUAAAUAAUGAUUCAAUGAU